Messenger RNA from Clupea harengus (Atlantic herring), 1124 nucleotides. It is a transcript of the gene erp27, whose product is annotated as endoplasmic reticulum resident protein 27-like. Gene Ontology annotation, molecular function: protein disulfide isomerase activity. Gene Ontology annotation, biological process: protein folding; response to endoplasmic reticulum stress. NCBI's taxonomy places the organism in Eukaryota, Metazoa, Chordata, Actinopteri, Clupeiformes, Clupeidae. Gene Ontology annotation, cellular component: endoplasmic reticulum. The record is from RefSeq and is a predicted model, not a curated record.
UUCUAUCACACACACACACACCACACACUUUCUCUCUACUUUCUCCCUGACACAGUGACACGUAGCCCAACGCUCGCUGACCCCCAACUUAUCUCUGCCACCUGCUGAGUUCUCACAGGCCCCACCAAUUGAAACUUGAGGAAAGGCUGACGUGCGACGGCAACGGAGGGACACAGAGAUGGAGGUGAACAGACAGGUGGACACACAGACCUGAGACGACAUCUAAACCUGCACUUGACCGAGACUCAAAGAGCGUGAUACACGGCAGUCGGCUGACGACAGACUACUUACUGAGGCAAAAUGAAGAUAUUGCUAGUGGUCGUGCUUUCUUCACUCAUAGUGUCCAUCCUUGCUGAUGAGGAGGCUCCACCGGACAGCGCCCUGCCAAGCCUGACUGAUACCCCAGCAGCAGAAGCCUUCAUCAACUCAGACGAUGUUGCCGUGAUCGGCUUCUUUGAGGGAGAGGAGAGCUAUGGCUAUAAGGAGUUUUUGGAAGCCGCUAAAGAGGUGAAGCCCAUCCCAGUGGCCGUGUGCAGUGAUAAGGAAGUGUGGACCAACUACAGAAUUGAGUCAGACACCAUCGCCAUCUUCAGAAAGGUGGAUGUGGCCCAAGAGAAUCUGCCUUCGGAUGCAAAGAAAGUGGAUGCUGAUGGAUUGACACGCUUCAAAAUGAAUAACAUCCGCUAUUUAACAGAAUACAAUCAAGUGACUGCCGUGGGCCUGUUUCAGUCUCAGGUGAAGACGCAUAUCCUGCUCUUCGCCAACAGGGGGAGUUCUGACUACUCCGCGCUGCAGAAGAAGCUGGGGGCUUUGGCUCCAGACUUCAGUGGAAAGUUCCUCUUCGUCCUGGUGAAUGGGGCAGUGAAAGGUAACGCCCGCUCCCUGGAAUACUUUGGCCUGGUGUCACGUGACCUGCCGCGCGUGGGCCUCUACGACAGCGACCUGGACAAGAAGUGGCUCAUGCCGGAGGGGAAGAUCACCAAAGACGGCGUGCGCGCGUUCUGCCAGUCCUUCCUGGAUGGAAAACUCCAGGAAACAAAAGAAGCGGGCGAACCCGAAGCUAAAACCGAGCUCUGAGAAUACUGUCUAAUCUGAAUAAAAACCUUUUUACUGUGAAAACAUAA